AUGUGCGGCCGAUACGCAAUGGCCUUGCGGCCCUCCGAACUUCGCCAAUGGCUCCAAGACGACGACAUGCCCGUCGACGAUUCGCCCGCAGACGACGGCGACGGCGCUCCCCGGCAAAGCUACAAUUUCGCUCCUGGCUACCACGGUGUGGUGUAUCGUGCCGAUACGCCCAGCCAUGGCGGCGGCGGCUACUCAAGGCAGGCGGGCGCCAAUGCCGGUUCUAAUGCCGGUUCCAAUGCCGGUCCUAACGAUCGGGCUGAACACGAUGUUGAUGCUGCUGAAACCGACGACACCGGGGCUCCGAAAACCAGUGACACCCCCACCCACUACAAACUCCAAACAAUGAAAUGGGGCCUCAUCCCCUCCUGGACCAAAAAACACAACAACCCCUCCAACCCCUCCUCCUCAUACUCCUCCCUCCUCAAAACCAUCAACUGCCGCGCCGACUCCCUCGCCAUGCCGGGCGGGAUGUGGGCGAGCAUGAAGACCCGCAAGCGCUGCGUGAUCAUCGCCCAGGGUUUUUACGAGUGGCUUUCUCGACCCGGCGGCGGGCCGAAGGAUAAGGUGCCGCAUUUUGUGAAGAGACGGGAUGGGGGGUUGAUGUUCUUUGCGGGGUUGUGGGAUUGUGUGAGGGGGGAAAAGGGGGAAGGGGAAAAGGGGGAAGGGGAAAAAGGGGGGGAAGGGCUGUACACGUACACGGUGAUCACGACGGAUAGUAACAAGCAACUAAAGUUUUUGCAUGAUCGGAUGCCGGUUAUUUUGGAGGCUGGGUCGGAAGGGCUGUGGCGGUGGUUGGAUCCGAAGCGGACGGAGUGGAACGGGGAAUUGCAGGGGUUGUUGAAACCGUUUGAGGGGGAGGUGGAAGUGUAUCCGGUGAGUAAGGAGGUGGGGAAGGUGGGGAAUAAUUCGCCGAGUUUUGUGAUUCCUGUUGCGAGUAGGGAGAAUAAGGGGAAUAUUGCCAAUUUCUUUGCUGCGGCGGCUGGGAAACAGAAGGGAGUGGAGGUAAAAAUGGAGACGGGGGCGAGUCAGGGGGACGAGGAAACGAAGACCGAGACGGAGACGGUAGGGGAGUUGGGGAAGAUGGGGCGUAACGAUGGGACGGAUUCGCCAAAGAAAGGGAUCAAGAGAGAAGCGGACUCAUCGCCCACGAAAGAACAACCACCGUCCAAAAAGACAGCGUCUUUCAAGUCGGCUUCUCCGAUGAAACAGAAACCGCAGGCCCGAGGCAAGAUUAGCGCGACCAGCAACGCCCAGAGGAGCCCGGUAAAGGCUAGAGGGAAGCCGGAUGGGAGCCAGAAGAUUACCAAGUUCUUUGGGAAUACUGCUUGA
Molecule: messenger RNA, 1329 nt
Organism: Dichotomopilus funicola
Lineage: Eukaryota; Fungi; Ascomycota; Sordariomycetes; Sordariales; Chaetomiaceae
Exons: 3
Coding region: 1-1329 (442 amino acids)
Biological process (GO): DNA damage response
Molecular function (GO): single-stranded DNA binding
Source: RefSeq, a predicted model, not a curated record